Molecule: messenger RNA, 633 nt
Organism: Recurvomyces mirabilis
Lineage: Eukaryota; Fungi; Ascomycota; Dothideomycetes; Mycosphaerellales; Teratosphaeriaceae
Exons: 1
Coding region: 1-633 (210 amino acids)
Molecular function (GO): acid phosphatase activity
Source: RefSeq, a predicted model, not a curated record
AUGACGAGACGUAAUCGAGUGUCUUCUACCGAGGACACCACCACUACGAGCCUACCAGCGGAUAGUGUGCUUGUGCCAUCAACUCUCAAGGAUGGACUCCCCCUGCCGAAGAUGAUGGUGUUUGACCUUGACUAUACUUUAUGGCCGAUGUGGAUCGAUACGCAUGUCUCACCACCUCUCAAACCCGGCAAAGACAACGGAUUGACUAUACGUGAUGCCUAUGGUAGUAGCUACGGAUUCUACGCAGAUGUCGCUUCAAUACUGUCAUCGCUGAAGGAGAAAAACAUUCUAGUUGGCGCAGCUAGCCGCACAGGCACCCCCGACCUUGCGCGACAGAUGCUGAGUAUGCUAUCUAUACCUGGGACAGAAGUAAGAAAAGCUUCGGAUAUGUUCGGUUAUUCCGAGAUCUAUCCUGGGAGCAAGACUACGCACUUCCAGCGCAUACAGAAGGCCAGUGGUGUGCCGUACGCUGAGAUGCUGUUCUUCGAUGACGAGAGUCGGAAUAAGAAUGUAGAGACGCUGGGUGUUGUAAUGCAGCUGGUUCGAGAUGGUGUCACAAGAGGUGAAAUCGAUCGAGGUGUUGAAUUAUGGAGGAAGAGGAACAACCGGACCACGAAAGAGAGUGAGGAGUAA